This is a messenger RNA of Cavia porcellus (domestic guinea pig), 2808 nucleotides long. It is a transcript of the gene Btn1a1, whose product is annotated as butyrophilin subfamily 1 member A1. The coding region runs from base 1 to 1698 and encodes 565 amino acids. Gene Ontology annotation, cellular component: external side of plasma membrane. Gene Ontology annotation, molecular function: signaling receptor binding. NCBI's taxonomy places the organism in Eukaryota, Metazoa, Chordata, Mammalia, Rodentia, Caviidae. The transcript is spliced from 8 exons. Gene Ontology annotation, biological process: regulation of cytokine production; T cell receptor signaling pathway. The record is from RefSeq and is a predicted model, not a curated record.
AUGACCAUUGACAGCAAUCAGAAGGAAUUAAUAGCAUCUUGGCCCCAGUCUUCCAUUUCCCAGGCCGAGGCUCCUGCGCCCCUCACCCACAGCUUGGAGAUGGUGACACCCGGCCUUCUUGUCGCGCUCCUGCUCACACUAGAGCUCCUGCAGCUGCACGCACUGCGCGCAGACCCGCCCUCGGUCUGUCUCCCAGCUCGCUUCGACGUGAUCGGGCCCACGGAGCCCGUGCUGGCCGCGGUGGGGAACGAUGCGGAGCUGCCCUGUCGUCUGUCGCCCAACGUGAGCGCCACGCACAUGGAGUUGCACUGGUUCCGAGAGGCGCCAUCAUGGGCCACGCUACUGCAUCGGGACCCGCAGGGGCGCGCGGAAGAGCCGGCGCCCGAGUUCCGCGGGCGGGUGACUCUGGAGGCCGACAGCAUCGCCGAGGGGCGCGCAGCAGCGCGGAUCCACAGAGUCCGGGCUGCGGACGAGGGCGACUACAGGUGCCUCUUCCGGGACGACACGAGCUCCGGGGAAGCCGCCGUGCGCCUCCGAGUGGCCGCCCUGGGCUCUGACCCUCACAUCAGUAUGGAAGUUCAAGCAAGUGGAGAGAUCCGGCUGGAGUGCACUUCUGUGGGGUGGUACCCAGAGCCCCAGGUGCAGUGGAAAACCCCCUCAGAGGCCAAGUUUCUGUCCACAUCUGAGUCCAGGAGUCCUGACCCGGAGGGUCUUUUCACCGUGGUGGCUUCCAUGAUCAUCAGAGACAUGUCCCUGGAGAAUGUGUCCUGCUGCAUCCACAACCUGCUCCUUGGCCAGCAGAAGGAAGCAGGAAUUUCCAUGUCAGCUCCCAUCGUCCCAAGGCUGACUCCCUGGCAGGUGGCUGUAGCUGUCAUCCUAGCGGUCUUAGGACUUCUCACCACUGGGUCCAUAGUGUUCAUUUGGAGACUGUACAAGGACAGAUUCCGAGAAAGAAAGAGUGAAUUCAGCUCCAAAGAGAAACUCCUGGAAGAACUCAAAUCAAAAAAGGCUUCAUUGCAUGCAGUGAACGUGACUCUUGAUCCAGACACUGCCCACCCUCACCUCUUUCUGUAUGCGGAUUCAAAAUCUGUUCGACUGGAAGAUUCACGUCAGAAACUACCUGACAAAGCAGAGAGAUUUGACUCCUGGCCUUGUGUGUUAGGCCGGGAGGCCUUCACCUCUGGCAGACACUAUUGGGAGGUGGAGGUGGGAGACAGAACUGACUGGGCAGUUGGGGUGUGCAGGGAGAACGUGAUAAAGAAAGGGUUUGACCCCCUGACCCCUGAGAACGGGUUCUGGGCUGUGGAAUUGUACGGAAAUGGGUACUGGGCUCUCACCCCACUCCGGACCCCUCUCCCCUUAGCGGGAUCCCCUCGUCGGGUUGGUGUUUUCCUGGACUAUGAUUCUGGGGACGUCUCCUUCUACAACAUGACCAAUGGCUCCCAUAUCUAUUCUUUCCCCAGCGUCUCUUUCUCUGGCCCCCUCAGGCCCUUCUUUUGCCUCUGGUCCUGUGGUAAAAAGCCCUUGACCAUCUGCUCAGUUGCUGAUAGGCCUGAGAAGGUAACAGUCAUUGCUGAUGCCCAGGCCCUCUCUAAGGACAUCCCAUUGUCCCCCACAGGGGAAGAACCUGCCUCUGGGGAUGCAGACACUCUCCAUUCUAAACUAAUCCCUCUGCAACCCUGCCAAAAGGCUCCUUAGGGAACAUCCCAGCUGACUGUCCUCCUUUGCUCUCACCCUCUCCUUCAUUAACCCUCAAGGCUUCAGCUGCCAGUUUCUCUCCUAUGUCUCCUGUUUAAUUCGUUUUGGAAAGAUGGUGCCACCACUACUAGAGGGAAGUACCAAUAUUCGAAGGGUGAAGAAGUGACUCCUAAACUGCUUCCAGCGCUCUCUUAUCCUUUAAGACCAAAGCCUACAGGGAAGAGCCUGGAGCAGGCUCAAAGGACAUGUGAGGAAUAGAGAUGGGCUUAGGUUGGCAUGGGCUGUGGCAGAAAACGCUUGAUGUACAGCAUAGAGGCAGCUGAGUAACAAAUUUAGGCAUGUGGGAACCCCAAAGCGUGCCAGGGGAGGAAAAUCUUGUGUUAAAAUCCCAUAAAGGCACCUAUCAGGGACAUCAUGGUGAAGGUGAAUGAGAUGAGCACAGAUCAAGUUUGUGCACCUGGCCUGCCUGUAGAGCUUUGGGGGCCUGUGUCUCAGGUUUUCUAAGCCGAGUGCGAUAGGACAGGGAUUGGCCAGCCUUGCAGAGCUGACUGAAUGAGUAGAAAGUUGAGGCGAGCAGGGUUGGAGGCUAGAUGAUGGAGGGGAGAAUCAUGGCUGAAAACAGUGAGUUGUGUGCACAGCUAAGCCUCAGGCCUGCUCUCUGGCUAGACUCUUCUGUCUCUUCCCUGCCUGGAGCCAAUCCAACUCAUACUGUGGGAAAUUUUUCUGAUCACUUCAUUAUCUGUCUUGGUCUCAGACUCAACCCCCCCCCACCCUGCUCCCAACAUCCAAACCUUUAAUGCACGCUUUCCGUUAGCUUCACAUGCCUCUCCUCAUUUCUACACAGUGCCCCCACUCGCUGCCUCCUCACCCCACUUUUCUGUGCUGCUCCUUGAGGUCCCCUGGUGCAGCCCCAUUGUGCUCAGUGCAGCUGGAUCAUCAUGCCUCUUUGCAUUGUCCCCAAGCACUUUCCUGUACACCCAGACUGUCCUGCCGAAGGAUUGCACAAGUGCUCAGGCUCAUGCCUUCCCGUUCCACUGCAUUUUUCCAGCUCCCAGAAUGGAUGUUCGCCCUGGUCUUUUUCUAAUAAACAAGUCUGUCUGCUUGCCUUUA